UGUGUGUGUGCGAGUGAACCGCUCUCUCUUUCUUUCCUCUGGUCUGUGUGUGUCAGUGCCAGCUCAGUGUGAACGCCUGGGAGGCCAGUCCAGUGAUGAACCCCACUGACACCAGCCCUGCCAGCCCACCCAACACCCAGCUAAUUAGAAUAAGCAGAGCCAGAGAGCCAUGUUAGAGUUACUAUCUGUAGACUGUAAAGGGACAGAGAGAAUAACAGGACGAAACACAUAGGAUGAUUAGCCCUUACUCUUUACUGCAACACCCAGUUAUACAGUAAUGCUGACUAUGCUACUGUAUAGUGUGAAGCCGAUUCAGGGUAGUGGUGCUGUUAAUAUAUUACUGGGAUCAAUGAUUUGUCCCAUAAAUACCUGUUAAACCUCUUGUGAUUCACCGUACAUAGAGAACCCAAUUGGGCCAGGAACCGAAAGGUUGCUGGAUCGAAUCCCCGAGCUGACAAGGUAAAACUAUUGUUCUGCCCCUGAGCAAGGCAGUUAACCCACUGUUCCCCAGGCACUGUGGAAGUGGAUUAAGGCUGCCCCCUGCACCUCUGAUUCAGAGGGUUAAAUGUGCAGGACACAGUUCAGUUGAAGGCAUUCAGUUGUACAGCUGACUAGGUAUCCCCCUUUCCUUUCCCAAUAUGAAUCAGCAUUGUGGAUUAAAGGUAGUCCUUGACAAUGCACUGCACCAGCCAGUUGUUUUUUAUUACCUAGGACUCUGUAAUCCAAGGCUGGUCUGUACAGUAGUCAUGGACUCUUUUCAGAUAUAGACUCCCACCAUACCCUUUUUGGUUGUGUUGGUUGUAAAUGCAGGUCGUCCAUUUGUCUGCUUGUCCGUCUAGUGUCCUGUGUUGUUGUGUGCGUGACUAGAGACAGGACAGUAGCAUGUCUGUGUUGUUGUGUGCGUGACUAGAGACAGGACAGUAGCACGCCUGUGUUGGUCUGUCCGUUAUCCUACCUUGAGGCAGGACGAUGUUCUGUCUUUGUUUAUGGCUCAGCUACAUGCAGUGGCUUGUUCUGCAUGCUCUUUAUGUCUCUACUCCUCUUCACUUUGAUGCUAUUGUUUGUUUUUUCAUCCUCAUCACAGCUUAAUAGAAUUCAGCCAUUUAUCCCUGAGCUACUUUUCUUCUGUAUUUUAUAGGAUUGCUGGAAGUGUUAUAAAAUAGAGAUGAGGGAAGAAUACCUGACAAAGUCGCUGUAAAUAAGGACUGCAUUCAGAUUGCAUAUUGACCCUUGAGGGUUCCCCAAAACCAGUGGGCUGUACCAAUGUAAAUAUUUUCAACUCUACGGGGGUGCCACUGCCUACGUUAAUACCGCUAAUAACUAUGGGGCUCCCCAGCACGCUAGAACACCCCUGCUGCUGGAAACCAUUGUUAGAUCAACCACUGUAGCUCCUCGGCUGCUUGUUUUAACAAUGGAGCAUGACAGUCCCUUUGUGAAGCCACUCUAUUCAAUGUCUGUUUGUUUACGCCCAGGCUUGAUUUGAGUCAUGUUUUGACGUAAGAUAUUCAUCCCUGCUGAGUCCCCUCAGACACAACAGCAGUAUCAUCACUGAGGCACAGCACACAGCCACACACUUCUGAGAGACUAAAACUUCCCACUGGGCACAGACGCCAAUUCAGCAUCUAUUCUACGUUGGUUCAAUGUCAUUUCAUUGAUAUGACCUGGAAACAACGUUGAUUCAGCCAGUGUGUGACCAGUGGAGAGAGAGAGGCAUAACAUAUUGAUACUACUAUUGUGACCAGCAAACAUUUCCUCAAACCAUAAAAAGAGAGGCACGUUAAGGAAUAAAACACAUUUUCCCUAAACGUUCCUUUCUCAGAAAUGCUGCCAUCUCCUACGGUGUGUAGCAUUUCCAAGGAUGUAGCAUCCUAGGCUUAGUUCCAUCCUAGUAAAUCUGGCAGCAAUGUUUGUGUAUGUGCAUGUGUGUGUGUGUUGACUGUCUAAACGCCCCUGCAGGGACCAGUUAGACCACGGAUCAGUUCAGUCAUAACGUGACCAGUGUGAGUUUCCUCUGUUCUCAACACACUGACUGGCUGGGCUGCUGGGGCCAGGACACAUACAUAACUGAGUAUUCAGAGAAGACUGGGAGUCCUCUGUUCAGCUCUUUCAUUCUGCACCUGUACUGUCCCUAUACUGUACCUGUACUGUCCCUGUAGUGUACCUGUACUGUACCUGUACUGUCUCUGUAGUGUCCCUGCAGUGUACCUGUACUGUACCUGUAGUGUCCCUGCAGUGUACCUGUACUGUACCUGUACUGUACCUGUAGUGUCCCUGCAGUGUACCUGUACUGUACCUGUACUGUCUCUGUAGUGUCCCUGCAGUGUACCUGUACUGUACCUGUACUGUCUCUGUAGUGUCCCUGCAGUGUACCUGUACUGUCCCUGUAGUGUCCCUGUAGUAUCUCUAGUGUCUCUGUAGUGUCCCUGUAGUGUCUCCGUCGCUCUCACGUCCUCACAGAGUCUCCUGUGAUGUCACCGUGUGACCGUGCUGUUGAUGCCAGCAGCUUUUUUCCAUAGAUACCUCUCCUCCCCGCCCUCCUCCGCCCGGUUCCCCUCCCACCCCACCUGACAGUCCUCUGGUCCCAGGUCAGACACUAUCUGGCUGAGAGAGAAAGUGCGUCAGCCAGCCAAUUUACAGCAGUCCCCAGUGGGUGACCUCCAGGAGAGACCUAUGAGACACAGGAAGGAGGUCUUUGUGUGUCCGGGCACACUGCUGCGGGUACAGGCGGCCAGCUCGCUGCAGGAGGCGGAGCAUCAGUCGGGGGCAUGGUGUAAGGACCCCCUGCAGUCAGGUGACCGGCUCUAUGUUAUGCCUUGGACUCCCUACCGCACCGACAUGCUGUAUGAGUACGCCUCCUGGGACGACUUCAGACAGAACCGCGCCACCACCACCUACAAGUUGCCGAACCGUGUUGAUGGCACAGGCUUCGUGGUAUACGACGGCGCCGUGUUCUACAAUAAGGAGCGCACACGCAACAUGGUCAAGUAUGACCUGCGCACACGCAUCAAGAGCGGCGAGGCCAUUAUCGCCAACGCCAACUACCACGACACAUCGCCCUACCGCUGGGGUGGGAAGAGCGACAUCGACCUGGCGGUGGACGAGAACGGGCUGUGGGUCAUCUACGCCACAGAGUCCAACAACGGACGACUGGUGGUCAGCCAGGUGAACCCGUACACCCUGCGCUUCGAGGGCACCUGGGAGACCAGCUUCGACAAGAGGCUGGCAUCCAACGCCUUCAUGGCGUGCGGCGUGCUCUACGCCGUGCGCAGCGUCUACCAGGACGACGACAGCGAGGCCGGCGGGGACCUGAUCCUUUACGCCUACAACACGAACCGAGCCCGGGAGGAGCCCGUCCACAUCCCCUUCCCUAACCCCUACCAGUACGUCUCCUCUGUGGACUAUAACCCCAGAGACAACCAGCUCUACAUCUGGAACAACUAUAAUGUUCUGAGAUACCCGCUGGAGUUCGGACCACCGGACCCCACCACCGGCCCUUUGACGACCACUCAGGUUACCAGCACCACUCCAGCCCGACCUUUCACCUCCAGUUCUAGCCCUGCUACCACCCGCCCCCUGGCCCCCACUUCUCACCCCAUUGGCGCUAUCAACAAGGGCCCUGACCUGCGGCCAAUCACAGCCACCGUACCAGUCACCAGGCGGCCUCCCCGCCCACCCGUCCAGGGCCCAGAGCUCCAGGUGUGUGAGUCCAGAGUGGCCAGAGGGGUGCAGUGGCCCUCCACCCAGAGAGGAGAGACUGUGGACCGCCCCUGUCCUAAAGGAUCACUAGGCAUCGCAUCGUUCCAGUGCUUGGCGGCUCCGGUCAUGUGGAACCCUCGGGGCCCUGACCUCAGUAACUGCACCUCUCCCUGGGUCAACCAGGUAGCCCAGAAGAUAAAGAGCGGUGAGAAUGCUGCCAACAUAGCCGGGGAGUUGGUGAACCACACACGGGGGCGGAUCCACGCUGGUGAUGUCAGCUCGUCAGUGCGUCUGAUGGAACAGCUGCUGGACAUACUGGAUGCCCAGCUUCAGGCCCUGCGGCCCGGCAACAAGGAGUCAGCCGCACGCAACUACAACAAGCUCCAGAAGAGAGAGCGGACCUGUCGGGCUUACAUCCAGGCGGUAGUGCAGACAGUGGACAACCUGCUACGUACAGAGGCCCUGGAGUCGUGGCAGGACAUGAACACUACGGAGCAGGCCCACACCGCCACCAUGCUAUUGGACGUCCUGGAGAAAGGAGCCUUUCUAUUGGCCAACAACAUGUACGGCAACCGCUUCACCGACCGGGCCCCCAAUAUCGAUCUGGAGGUGCACGUGUUGAACACAGAGAUGGACCUUCAGGACCUGUCCUUUCCUCAGGACUACGUGAGCGACAGCACCAUCCAGCUCUCCGCCUCCACCAUCAAACAGUACAGCCGCAAUGGCCAAGUCAAGGUAGUGUUUGUUCUUUAUAAGAACUUGGGCUCCUUCCUGUCUACGGAGAACGCCACGGUGAAGAUGGAGCUGGAGGCGGCACCGGGGGAGCGGGGCUUGGCGGUCAACUCCCACGUCAUCGCCGCCUCCAUCAAUAAAGAGUCCAGCAGAGUGUUCCUCACUGAGCCGGUGGUGUUCACACUCAAACACUUACAGUUGGAGAACCACUACAGUCCCAACUGUUCGUUCUGGAAUUACUCUGAGCGGUCGAUGACAGGCCAGUGGUCGUCUCAGGGCUGUAGACUGCUGGACACCAACAGCACACACACCACCUGCUCCUGUUCCCACCUCACCAACUUUGCUGUGCUCAUGGCCCACCACCAGCCUGAUUACCCUGGGAGGAUGCACGAGUUGAUCCUGUUUGUUAUCACUUGGGUGGGCAUAGUGAUCAGCCUGGUGUGCCUGGCUAUCUGCAUCUCUACCUUUUGCUUCCUGAGGGGCCUGCAGACCGACCGCAACACCAUUCACAAGAACCUCUGCAUCAACCUCUUCAUCGCAGAGCUCCUCUUCCUUAUCGGCAUCGACAAGACCCAGUACCACAUUGCCUGUCCAAUCUUUGCUGGGCUGCUUCACUUCUUCUUCCUGGCUGCAUUCUCCUGGAUGUGUCUGGAGGGGGUGCAGCUCUAUCUGUUGCUGGUGGAGGUGUUUGAGAGCGAGUACUCCCGCAAGAAGUACUACUACCUGUGUGGCUACUGCUUCCCAGCUCUGGUGGUGGGCAUCUCGGCAGCCAUAGACUACCGGAGCUAUGGGACCAAGAAAGCGUGCUGGUUGCGGGUGGAUAACUACUUCAUCUGGAGCUUCAUUGGCCCUGUUUCUUUUGUUAUUAUGCUGAACCUGGUGUUCCUCAUAAUCACCGUGCACAAGAUGACCCGCAACUCCUCUGCCCUAAAACCUGACUCCAGCCGCCUCGACAACAUCAAGUCAUGGGCUAUUGGGGCCAUCGCCCUGCUCUUCCUGCUUGGUCUGACCUGGUCCUUCGGCCUCCUCUUCAUCAACGAGAACACGGUCAUCAUGGCCUACCUCUUCACCACCUUCAACGCCUUCCAGGGCAUGUUCAUCUUCAUCUUCCACUGCGCCCUGCAGAAAAAGGUCCAUAAGGAGUACAGUAAGUGUCUGCGUCACUCGUACUGCUGCAGCCGUACCUCCACCACCAGCUCCCACGGCUCCCUGAAGAACUCUGCCCUGCGUGCCAACAACCGCUACUACACUGGCAACCAGGCCCGCCACGCUGCCGCACACAGACAAAGUCGGAUCCGCAGGAUGUGGAACGACACGGUUCGGAAGCAGACGGAAUCUUCCUUCAUGGCGGGAGACAUCAACAGUACUCCUUCACUCAACCGUGCCACCAUGGGAAACCACCUCCUGACCAACCCAGUGUUACAGACCCGUACCGGCACCUCUCCCUACAACACCCUACUGGCUGAGAGCUUCACUCCCCCUUCUCCUGGGGUCUUCAACUCCACCGGAACCUUCCGUGACCCAAAGAACACUCUGUGUAAGGCCCGUGAACCAUGUGGUAUGGACACCCUGCCCCUCAAUGGUAACUUCAACAACAGCUACUCCCUCCGCAGCGUGGGGCCGGUGGGCGGCGGCGGGGGCAGCUGUGACUUCCUGGGCGGGGGCAUGGGGUGUGCAGACACCCCCCCUCCCCUCCUCAACCCCCGCGGGUCUGAGACCCUGGGCGGUGACGGAAUCCGGCGCAACCUGUCUGACGCAGCUGCCUUCGAGAAGAUGAUCAUCUCUGAGCUAGUGCACAACAACCUGCGUGGGGGAGGAGCUGGGGGCGGGGAUAGGGUCUGUGGUAGUCUGGCGAGGGGCCCUCCUCACGGCGGAGUAGGCCGAGGCACGGGAGUAGCUGUGCCAGAGCCAAGCAUCAGCCUAGACGACGACGAGGACUUCCUGUCCAGAGAAGGCGGGCACCAGAGGACGCCGCAGGACAUGGAGCUGCUCUACAAAGCCCUGGAGGAGCCGCUGCUGGUGCAGAGAGCCCAGUCUGUCCUUUACCAGUCUGACCCCGAGGAGUCAGAGAGCUACACGGCCGACCUCACAGAGAGCCUGGGCCACAGCGGCCACAGUGGGCACAGCGCCGGAGGCCAGGGGUCUGGGGGACAGGGGCCUGACUCUCCCGCCAGGGACUCCCUGUACACCAGCAUCACCAACCUACGAGACUCGCCCUACCCAGACAGUAGCCCCGAGCCCCUGGAGGUGGUGCCCCGCUCGGCCCAGCCCCCUGAGGAGCUCUAUUACAGCUCUGGGAGGCCCGCCCUGGGGUCUCGAGGAGCACCCAUGCAGACCUUCUACCAGGCCCCGCCCCCCAGGAGGCCCAGCAGGGAGGGGGAGGGGCAUCCCGGCCAGGAGCCCACCCACAGCGAGGGAGAUGGACAGAUGCAGCUGGUCACCAGCCUGUGACUGGAACCGGGAGGAUGCGGACGGGGACCAAGAUGAUGAGGAUGAGGAUGAAGGCUGGCUGGUUGCCUCCUCAGAACCCGCCUCUCUCUCUUUCUCUCGCUCCUCUCCACUUCCUGCUUGAUUGGUUGCCUUUUUUUCCCUUCUUUAUUUGUAUUGAAAGAUGAGCGAACAAAUUUACAUUUAAGGAGAGUUUUAGCUGUCUCCACGGCAACAGUCUUAUCCUAGAGAACCUCCGCUGUCUGGUGGAGAUGAAUGAUGGCUGAGUUGUUCUUCUCUGGAACAUUCACCCGCUCUCUCUCUUCAACAUCCCCCUUUCUCUUGGCACGCAGCAGACAGAUGCCAAGUCCAGCACUCUGAAUGUACCAAUCCAACAAACCCCUUAUACCUUACAGAGCUACAGAUAUUUCUCAACUUAACUUUGUUCAAAGUCAAUUUUAUUUAAUUUCACAGAAUUUCUACAAACAUUCCUCUAGAGAAAUGGUUCUCAUUUUCUAUUUCCCUUUUCUCUUUCCCUUUUUCAUGUUCCAUCUCUCUUUUUGUUCACUCAUCCUUUGCUCGGUGUAGUUAGCUGUGGAGACAGGGGAUAUACUGUAGUAGCCUAUUAUACCAUAGGAAAAAAAUCUCUGAAAGCUACUUCAGUGUUGCCAAAAAUACAUUUUCCCAGCCAGAACAGAAACUGGAGCAUUCGCACACACACAGACAUACACACACACACACGCACACGCACACACACACACACACACACACACACACACACACACACACACACACACACACACACACACACACACACACACACACACACACACACACACACACACACACACACACACACACACACACACACACACACACACACACACACGCUCACUCACUCACAGAAGUGCUUGUUUCUGAACAUCAGACACAACCCUCCAUCUGAGUAAAAAGAAGCCAGAACAAUUGUUCAGACAAGGCAGUUGGAGCUGCCUAAGAGUAGUUGCCUUUAUUUUAUCUUGCUAUGAACUGACUCUUAUGUACAGAACUAGAGGAGAGACUGAGGAAGUAGGAAGUACAGCACAGGACAGGAAGGCUGUUUGAGGGGUCAGGGGUCAAGAGAUAGAUCUUUAGGACUCGAGGAAUGGACAAGGACUUUUUUGGGUGGGGGGGGCUUUUUUGUUAUUUUCUUCAGACAUUUAAAAAGUAAAAGACUGCUUUACUAACUUUGGAGAAGAAUUUGUUAUCUUGAUGACUUUCUAUUGCAUCACCCGGAGGGUUAUUAAGGGACAGAUUGUGCACCCUUUAAGAAUGGAUGCCCUCUUCAAUGGAUGUGUACACGUCACCUGUGUGUGGUUGUGACAGAAUGGACUCUAAAUGUUGGAACCACUUCAGCCGUUACGCAAGUCUAACCCUGUACAUAUGAACCACACAAACUACAGUACUUACUCUACUCCUACCGUGUAAAUAGAGAAACCAGAUGAAGAAAAGCAACAAAAAAGUAAGAAAUACUAAAAACUGACUUCUUGUACUGCAACAAAACAACAAAAGAAAAAAAGAAAAUGUUUUGGAGUUUGUGACCUGAAUGAUGCACUCUAUCUCUCUGCCCGUCAUUCUUUAUCUUGCUCUCUCACUGUUGUUCUCUUGAGUCAUAACUAGUGCUGUGCCAUUCAGUGAAAAUCUCUCGAACAGAAAAACAGAGAGAGAGAAAGAGUAUGAUGGGUGGUAGAUUUUGCAUACAAAUAAAAACGUUUAAAAAAAAGUUCUGGCACAAUUUUAUGUAAUAUAAUCCAUUACAUGUUGUUAAUGUUUGACCUUUGACAUUCCCAGACAGGAAGUGCUCAGUGUGGGCGGGAGUAGGGGGGAUAGAUGUCAUAAUAACAUGUCAUACUGUGCCUCAUCACGGGCGUUCCAAUGCAUUGUGGUUCAAGGACAGCAGCCAUAAUGUGAUUUUGGUCAGUAAUGUAUUGUUUGAACGGUUAUAUCCUAGAUAUAACUAAAUGAUAUCAUUUUAAUAUGAUGGGUUUUAGCAUGUCAGAUAGCGUUUGUUUUCUAUCAAAAUGUCUUUCAUUUUGCUGUUUCUAACAAAUAGUUUCAGCAUUAUUCCAGAGCCUAAUGUGACAAUGAAUUCCCUACGUGUGUGUGUGUGUGUGUGUGUGUGUGUGUGUGUGUGUGUGUGUGUGUGUGUGUGUGUGUGUGUGUGUGUGUGUGUGUGUGUGUGUGUGUGUGUGUGUGUGUGUGUGUGUGUGUGUGUGUGUGUGUGUGUGUGAGAGAGAGAGAGAGAGAGAGAGAGAGAGAGAGAGAGAGAGAGAGAGAGAGAGAGAGAGCGUGUGUGUGAGAGAGAGUUUGUGUGUGUGCGUACUUGUGCAGGAGAGUGUGUGUACAUGUGGGUGUGUGAUAUGCUCAAGCAUAUGUACCAUAUUGGUGGGAAUUUUGUAAGUGUGUACAUUCAAAAAGCUAUUUUUGUUGGGUGAAUUGAAUGCACAUCAGAGGAAGGGGACAGUAAUUCUAUAUCUAGGAGAAAGCAUUUUAUUCUAUUAGCUUCCAUCUCAAAGACAAGGGAGGCCAGCUGCGUCUGUGUGGCUGUUCCUGCGGGUUCAGCUACCAAACUGGGACACUUCAGGCUGCCUCACAGGAUCUUGAGCAAGGAACAAUGACAGGGUUUGUUCGAAAUGGCACCCUAUUUCAUAUGUAGUGCAGUACUGACCAGGGCCUCCCUAUGGAGUGAACAACUAUUGACCAGAGCCCUAUGGAGUGAACUACUAUUGAUCAGAGCCCUAUGUAGUGUUCUACUAUUGACCAGAGCCCUAUGUAGUGAACUACUAUUGACCAGAGCCCUAUGUAGUGAACUACUAUUGACCAGAGCCCUAUGUAGUGAACUACUAUUGACCAGAGCCCUGUGCAUUGAACUACUAUUGACCAGAGCCCUAUGUAGUGAACUACUAUUGACCAGAGCCCUAUGUAGUGAACUACUAUUGACCAGAGCCCUAUGUAGUGAACUACUAUUGACCAGAGCCCUAUGUAGUGAACUACUAUUGACCAGAGCCCUAUGUAGUGAACUACUAUUGACCAGAGCCCUAUGUAGUGAACUACUAUUGACCAGAGCCCUAUGUAGUAAACUACUAUUGACCAGAGCCCUAUGUAGUAAACUACUAUUGACCAGAGCCCUAUGUAGUGAACUACUAUUGACCAGAGCCCUAUGUAGUGAACUACUAUUGACCAGAGCCCUAUGUAGUGAACUACUAUUGACCAGAGCCCUAUGUAGUGAACUACUAUUGACCAGAGCCCUAUGUAGUGAACUACUAUUGACCAGAGCCCUAUGUAGUGAACUACUAUUGACCAGAGCCCUAUGUAGUGAACUACUAUUGACCAGAGCCCUAUGCGAACAAAGACAGAACUUGGAACAAAGACGCAUGCUGUGUUCAAAAUGUAACCAUAGGGCACAACUUUUCACCAGGGCAAAAGUUGUCCACUAUGUAGGGAAUAGGGUGCCAUUUCAGACACAGACAGUACAGUCAGAAUGACAGGCAGAGUUGACCAAUGGGACCAUCCAGUCAGAAUGACAGGCAGAGUUGACCAAUGGGACCAUCCAGUCAGAAUGACAGGCAGAGUUGACCAAUGGGACCAUCCAGUCAGAAUGACAGGCCGAGUUGACCAAUGGGACCAGAAUGUCAGAAUAUUGCGUUGCCGUAUGAAAGCGAAUCCAGAGAGAAACCAUCCAUCAAACCAGAGACGUAUUCAUGAGGUUCCUUCCCCCUAAAGUCUGUCCCAACCUUAAAUAGCUCUUUAUUUAUGUAUUUUUCUAAUGCUUUAUUUAUCUCUAUAUUUAUUUAUGUAUUUGGAAUAUUUAUUUCUAUGUUCAUUUAUUCAUGCUUUAUUUUUUAUUUUUCAAAAUCUCUGUCUGUACAUAGCUGAGCUGAGCUGUGCAAUGCGAAUGCUGAAAUAAGCCCAUUUAAAUGUGCAGUACAUUUAGGCAAGUAGAUGGAUUCUCCAGCGUCCACUUCAGGGUGACAUUUGGUUAGGGCCUGGGUGUCCCACUUCUUCCUAAAGAGUCCUAAAGGGCACAUUGACUUUAGUUGUGGCUCUUGGGGGAGAAAGAGAAGGAUUGAGAGCCGGGAUAGAAUUAAGAAUAUAUUGGGUUUUUCCUCCAUUUCUUCUUGGUAGAGGAAUCUCUCUUAGUUCAGACUCAGAUAGGAGGCCCUGUCAUCAGCAUCCCAGGUAUUCUACGGGAGGCAUGUGUGCAAUACUGUGCUGGUGUGUCUGACUUGGUUUAACAUUAAAACGGCCUGGUUGGGUAGUGUUACUAUAUGCCUACCACUGGACCGCUGUGUAUGUCUGGGUUUACAGAAGGAUCCCAUAAUUAUGCACAUUUUAUUUUGCUUGUUACCGGAAAUAUGAAUUAAACAUUGGCCUUGCAGCUCAUAGUUAAUUCAAUAGCAUUGACCGGUCAGCAAUGGACAAUUGAAUGUAUUUUGAUUAGAAGGAAUAAAGAAAAGGGAAUGAAUGCCCUACAUUGACCGCCAUCAUUAUCAUCAUCACCUCCUACACCUUUAUUGAUGUGAUCUACAAAGUUUACCUUUAGCUGGUAACCUCACAGGGACAGACACUGUGUACCGACAGACUCACCAGGAGGGGAAGAACCUGCAUCACCAUCUCCUGUGUAGGCUCUCUCUCUCUCUCUCUCUCUCUCUCUCUCUCUCUCUCUCUCUCUCUCUCUCUCUCUCUCUCUCUCUCUCGCUCUCUCGCUCUCUCGCUCUCUCUCUCUCUCUCUCUCUCUCUCUCUCUCUCUCUCUCUCUCUCGCUUCCCUCACCUCUCUCACUCCAUCCCAUCUUAUUCCACCAAUGGGCUCUCUUUUAGCCCAGCAUUAAUCCCAGAGUUUUGUUUGGAGUUCAUUUGUUUGUCUAAAGCUUUGUUUACACCAGAUUGAUAUCUCAAUAAACAGUGGAGCCGCACUGUAUUGUGGUAAUGCUAAUGAUUAUACAGCAGAAAGCACUGUAGGACCCAGAGUCCUGCUCAAUGGGAGUUUCACCCCCAUCUAAAUCCCUAUGUUGCCUCUGAUUAGGAUAAUAACACUGGCUAAUCAUUUACUGGGCUGAGACCACAGAGGGAGAGACCUCUAUACACACACACGCACACACGCACACACACACACACACACACACACACACACACACACACACACACACACACACACACACACACACACACACACACACACACACACACACACACACACACACACACACACACAAACAAACACACUCUCUCCCUCCCUCCCCCUCACUCUCUCACCCACUUCCAGCCCACUACUCCCUGUCCGUGCAUCUAGCCCCUACCUCCAUGUGUGCAGGCAGGUGGAUUGAAGGUUCUUAUAGGAUAGAGUUGGAGUCAGUCUGUCCCUUCAGUCUGCGGCCCCUGCAGCUCUACCCCAGUAGAACAGUCAUCUCUCAGUGUUCCAAUAGACAGCGGAGGACCCUGUGAUCUGACAGUAACGUUGCCCUGCUGCUGACCUUCUCAGAUGGACUGUUUCUCUCCCAGAUUUGUGAUGCCCAUAUCCUGUGACCUCUGCGUUAGUGUGAAAACAUGUCAGUGGUUCCUCUGCAGCGGAGCGGAGGAGAGGAGAGGAGGAGCACUGGGUCAUGUAGUCUAUCCCCAGGGAACUGCCAUAAAGGGAGCGGUGUCAGGACAUGUGAUGUCACAGUUAGCCAGGGACAGAGUGUGUGUGGGGGGAAGAGUGUCAGUGUGUCUGUGUGUUCGUGCAAGGUUAUACAGGAAGCAGAGAUAAGGAUGUGAUUUAUUGUUCUAGAUGCCUUACUGUUGCCGUGGUGAGGAGUCAGGAGGUUCCAGUUGAUCAACUAACCAGGCGCAUUAGAUCAACUCCACUGGCCUCACAAACCCAUUGUAACAGUAACACAGAGGUCUCUGUCUGUGUAGUGAAAUUAUUGAGAUAUAAUAGGAAUCAACUGCCACAUCUACUGGACAAGGGAGAUUUUCAGAGUGAUAAGGAAUGCAACAGGCUUUCCUAUAGAGAAUAAUAAAUUAGUACUAUUUUGUUAUUGGUCUCUUAUUACGUGUCCAAAUGACUAUAUACAGUACAUAUAUCAUAGUUUUAAGAAUAUGUAGGAGUAUGAUUACACAAAUGCAGUGACAAGGAUUGUGCUGUUUAUUUUUGUGUUGAGUAACUGUCCGUCCAUGGAGCUCAGUUAUGGCUCAAAGCGGCGGCCAUCUUCUAUACACAGGGUGGGACUACAACAGAUGGAUUUCUGGGUAGGGUAGGCUGGGUACUCUACACCCGGAACCUCUGGUCCAAAAUCAACACACACACACACACACACACACACACACACACACACACACACACACACACACACUACAUGCAUAGUAACACACAUUCAUGUCCAGUCAGGUUAGGUAGUUUAACUACUGUGUACAGUGAAGUGGCGCUAGAGAUCAUAAAAGAUCAUAAGGGAUUUACCGUUUACAUGUUCAAAGUCGAUCCACGUAACCGUAGGAGCUAGGAGCAGGCUGACGUUGACCUAUUCAUUUUUGUAGGCAUGUUUUUCUAUUUCUGAACACACAUCCCAGUACUCUGGCUCCUCUGACUGUGUGACUCUGAUCUAAACUGUGUCUGAAACUCUGCAUGUGCGGAUGACUAACGCUAUGGGACACUGAUGAACCAUCUCUGUAGUGAGCAGCUCCAUGGGACACACAUACUCCCCACGAGGCUGACUGGUCACUGUAGGCUAGAGAUGCUGGUCUAAGUGGCCAGCCACCUAUCAAGGUCUAUUGGUGAGUGUUCUGCAUGGCUGUAAGUGUACAAGGGCAGGGUCUGGGAAAUGUGCAUGAGGUGUUCUGGGCUCUAUACUGUAGGAGUGGCUGUGAUGCUGUUAGUAGCAGGUCAGUAUGUUCAUUGGUCAGACCCAGCCAGACAGUAUUAGACAUUAGGAAUGAGCAGACAGGUAGACAGUCUAAGGCAGAGAAGUGUUGGUAAGAGAUGAGUGUCGACUGGUAGAACUGUUGCUGGGUGUAUGGAUGGAAGGGCUCAGUUUGGGAGGUUCAUCAUCAGUAGGAACUUUGAGGACUGAGUACUGAUCGUGUGCCAUUGGGGUGAUGAUAAUGUGUACAUCUCCAUUUAGAGUACUUCUCUUAGAUUUGACGGGUUUUUCUCCAUUCAUUUAUUCUGUACUGCUGAAUCCUUUCUAAAGACAGGUUGAUGUAAAACCUUGAUUCAGUUUUGUUCUUUUUUUAUUUGAGGACUGAUGUGUGAUUCUUUUCUCACGUCAUUGCUUUGACAGCUGUCUGUCUAUCUGGGCCAAAGGGGUGGUGGUUUUCUGUGAGCGUUUGCGUCAUCGCAGGUCAGCGCGACCCUGUAUCAGCACAUAUUAAUAAAAAACUAUUUAAAAUCGAA
Salvelinus fontinalis (brook trout) is the source of this 14264-nucleotide messenger RNA. RefSeq names its product adhesion G protein-coupled receptor L1-like. The transcript has 22 exons. Lineage: Eukaryota; Metazoa; Chordata; Actinopteri; Salmoniformes; Salmonidae. The coding region runs from base 2671 to 6879 and encodes 1402 amino acids. Gene Ontology annotation, molecular function: latrotoxin receptor activity; carbohydrate binding; G protein-coupled receptor activity. The record is from RefSeq and is a predicted model, not a curated record. Gene Ontology annotation, cellular component: postsynaptic density; presynaptic membrane; axon. Gene Ontology annotation, biological process: cell surface receptor signaling pathway; heterophilic cell-cell adhesion; adenylate cyclase-activating G protein-coupled receptor signaling pathway.